UUGACUGUGAGACACAGAGGAGAAUGAAUGGUCAUGUAAAGAAUAUGCAUUUUCAACAGCUUGUGGAAAGAGCAGCAACAAUACUCUGCUUCCUGCUGCUUGUAUUUGUUGAUUCAACAAAAACCGUGGCAGCCGCCAGAAAUCAGGGGUGCAGCCAUGACCUGCAUCACACUCUGAAGCUCACCAGGCUUGUCCAUAAGGACACUGGUGAUCUAAUAAAACAAUAUAAAGCGUCCCAAGGGGAAAUGGCAGAGCUCCUCUGCAAGGCUUCAGUGAGUGACAUCCCUGACCCAAACAUCUCUGGGCUGGAGCCUUCAGAGAAAACAGCAAGCAUGUAUGCACAGCUCCAAGCCUUCGCCCCUCAUCUGAGGAGGGUGUACGAGCAGCAAACAGACUUGCAGCCUCCCAAGAGUCCGCUUCUAAAUCUGCUUAACAUGGUGAUAAAUCGGACCGGGAUGCUGACUCGCCGCAUAAACAACUUUUAUCACAAAGUCUUCCCGAACCUUCCUCUACCGGAACCGGCGGGUGGAUCCACAACACUACCGUCGCCUCAGAACAUCUUCCAGCAGAAGGUCUACGGCUGUGUGGUCCUGACGACCUACAAGAAGCUCCUGACAAACAUGUCCAAAAACAUGAGGACUCUAAGAAGCAAAGUCUGCAGAAAGGCACCACCAAGUGAAUUCAACUUAUUUUGAUGACCUGGGACUGACCUUCGGCGGUCAGUUUCCAGCAGCACUUUACUUACUUGUAAUAGACUUACAAAAACAUUAGCUUGAAGAUGGCAGGUAAAUUGGAGUAAUGGAGGAUAUUUAUCGUAUUUAAUAUUUAUUUUCUGAAAGUGUUCCUGGAAUGAGUGAAGUGUGAAAUGAUUAACAGGCUUAUUGUUGCAUGUUUUGUAAUUUAAAUGUUUUUUUUUUGUUUUUUUUUGCUUUACACAUAACAUUAAUCUCUUGUUCACGCCUGAUUACAUCAGUAUGGAGAAUUAAAAGAUGCAACACAAGCUGA
This is a messenger RNA of Xiphophorus maculatus (southern platyfish), 1005 nucleotides long. RefSeq lists its product as uncharacterized. The record is from RefSeq and is a predicted model, not a curated record. Bases 24 to 695 code for a protein of 223 amino acids. Gene Ontology annotation, biological process: immune response; negative regulation of neuron apoptotic process; ciliary neurotrophic factor-mediated signaling pathway. The transcript has 3 exons. NCBI's taxonomy places the organism in Eukaryota, Metazoa, Chordata, Actinopteri, Cyprinodontiformes, Poeciliidae. Gene Ontology annotation, molecular function: ciliary neurotrophic factor receptor binding; cytokine activity. Gene Ontology annotation, cellular component: extracellular region.